AUGUGGCCGAAAGCGCACACAAGCAUUUACAGAGCACCGGAGGAGCUGGCCCGGAUCGAGGCUUUGAAUGAUAAGGACAUCUUUCUACCGAUGGAAUAUAUCCAAGCCAUCUGGAUUCCCACUGUCAUUAUUUCUAUGAUCGUUGUGUACGUGGUGUACGGUCUAUGCUUUGUUUUGGCAAAUGUUGUAUUACCGAGUGAUUCUGGUGUUUUUCGUCGAAGAAAGCUUUCCUAUCAGAUGGCAAGUGUUUUUGGCAAUGGUUUCCUUGCGGCCUCCGGUCUAUAUUACGAAUUUUUUACAGUAUCCGAAACGCCCACGUUGGAGGACACCAUUUCGGGCUUUCAAGAGUUUUAUAUUUUGAGCGCAUUUCAAUUUGGAUACCAGCUGUGGGCACUGCCGGUGGGAAUAAUACAUGCUCAAGAAACAACCGCUAUGGUUGUUCAUCACUUUGCGGUAUUGAUGGUCAGUAUAUUCUCUGGCUGCAUGACCAACGGUUUCAGAUAUCACAUCCCUUUCUUUUUUGGUAUGUUUGAAAUCAGCAGUGUUCCACUUGUCAUCAUGAACAUGUUUAAAGAGAACCCAACCUGGAUUGAGAAACACCCCUCGUUCAACCAUCACGUUCGAGUAGCCUUUGCCGUUUCUUUUCUGUGGAUUCGCAUUGUCAUGGAUUUUUCACGGGCAUACGUAUAUUUGCGCGACGUCUUCAUCCUAUAUACAAGCAAUGACUCUCUCUCUUAUGUCAUUUUCAUGUCUGGCGUUUUCAUGAGCUCCCUCAUCCUGUUUUUCUUACAAUUGUGGUGGGGAUGGCAAAUUGCUUUGGGGUUGUGUAAGCUUCUCCUUGGUACAUCAAAGUCAGUAGUUACAAUCCCGAAAGGGAUAAAGGGAAUCUAG
Phaeodactylum tricornutum CCAP 1055/1 is the source of this 891-nucleotide messenger RNA. RefSeq lists its product with no specific name. The record is from RefSeq and is a predicted model, not a curated record. The coding region runs from base 1 to 891 and encodes 296 amino acids. Gene Ontology annotation, cellular component: membrane. Lineage: Eukaryota; Bacillariophyta; Bacillariophyceae; Surirellales; Neidiaceae. The transcript has a single exon.